Vigna angularis (adzuki bean) is the source of this 1012-nucleotide messenger RNA. RefSeq lists its product as uncharacterized. The transcript is spliced from 2 exons. The record is from RefSeq and is a predicted model, not a curated record. Lineage: Eukaryota; Viridiplantae; Streptophyta; Magnoliopsida; Fabales; Fabaceae. The coding region runs from base 110 to 796 and encodes 228 amino acids. Gene Ontology annotation, cellular component: NSL complex.
UCAACUUUCAAAAUCAAACAAAAAAAAAACGUAACGAACUCUUCAAGUUCCACCGAGAAACCGGUGUCACUUGUAUUGCUUGUCAGAGUUAGUGACUGAAUCAGCAUCCAUGGACGAGUUGGGUUCCGCCUCAUCUCCGUCGCGCCCGGUGACUGUCGACGGGGCUGGCGAGGACGCAGCGCUGGCGAAGUCGCGGUUUCUGACGCGGAAGGAGGUUCUCCAGCGGCGGCUCCGGCGAGUGAGGCAGCUGACGCGGUGCUACCGGACCCACUAUUGGGCCCUAAUGGAGGAGCUGAGGUCCAAGUACAGAGACUACAGCUGGACCUACGGGAAGAGCCCUUUCAAGGAGGAUCACAACGAGGGUGAGAAUAACAAUCCAAACGGCGUCAUCACUGGCGUCGGUGGCGGCGACGAUAUCAUACGGUGUCGUUUUAGCGGCUGCAAGACUAAGGCCAUGGCUAUGACGAAAUACUGUCACGCUCAUAUACUGUCCGAUUCCAAACAGAAGCUUUAUCAGGGAUGCAGAGCUGUUGCCAAGAAUUUGCCAACAGGGCCUUCAUUUUGUAAUAAGCCAGUAUUGAAAUCUGUGGUUCCUGCUGCAUGCGCAACUCAUCAUCAAUUUGGUGAAAGGUGUUUAUCUCGUGCAUUAAGAAGGGCUGGGUUAGGGAAUGCUAUCCCUAAUAAUCGUAAGCCUACACCGAAGUUUCAUGUACUAGUUUCUGAAUUUGUCCACCAAAUUCAAAAGAAACGAAAGCUUGCAUUGAAGGAAACUGCUCUCAAAGUUGAGACUGAAUAAGAAAGUAAACUAAUCUGCAGAUUAUAGAAAAUAUAAUAUCAAAUUCCUAAAGAUUUUUCUGUGUAUAGAAUGCAUAUUCUCGAUUCUGAAAAAUAGGAUUAUGUUUAAAUACUGAAGCAUUUAGUGCAAAAAAAUCAAGGAUUCUACACAAGUAUGUUUGUAAAAUUUUCUGUCCUUGUUUAUCUUUUAGUCCUAUUCGAUGAGCAGCAUCACAGC